Messenger RNA from Biomphalaria glabrata, 5136 nucleotides. RefSeq names its product neuroglian-like. The record is from RefSeq and is a predicted model, not a curated record. The coding region runs from base 193 to 2229 and encodes 678 amino acids. The transcript is spliced from 15 exons. NCBI's taxonomy places the organism in Eukaryota, Metazoa, Mollusca, Gastropoda, Planorbidae.
UCUCGAUAUCUUUCAGCCAAUCAAAUCAUAGCGUUUCAAAUUCUGUGUAGUUCGUCAUGAAUGACGAAUCACACCCUACACGGAAUUGUAAGGGAGAGGUGUGUGACACACUUUUUAUGUGUAUGCGGAAGACGCUAUUACCUGAUAAAAUUUAGGUAGGAUUAGAUCAGAAAUUAAGCUCCCAAGACGAUCAUGUUACAGCUGAUGUUCUUACUGCUGCUCAGCAGUUUUUUCUUCUCAAGUCAUUGUAUUACAGAUGUGUUACUUAGCCCUCCAGACAUCACCAAUCCAAUUGAAGCAGUGACUUUGUACAAGGGUGAACUUGACUUUGUUGUCAAAUGUGAAGCUACUGGUAUACCAAAACCAACUUACCAGUGGAAAAGGAAUAACCAAGAUAUCCCUCCUAGUAGCUACAUUACCUAUGAUGCCAACACUGGUGACUUAACUUUUAAAGGGUUUUCAGAGAGAGAAGAAGGAGAGUACAGAUGUUAUGCAUCAAAUGUUUUGGAGCAAACUACAGCUGUCAGUGUCUCUCAACCAGUCACUAUUAAAAAAUAUCGCUUUCUGAGACCGGAUAGUAACCUUGCUACUGAACCAGUUAGCAUCAAACAAUAUGACUAUGUCAAAUUAUUUUGUAAAAAGGACAAACUUGAAGUAGUGGCUGAAAGUAUAAACUACAACUGGUAUUCUAAAAGUAAUGACCAGCUUCAAUUAGAUGAUGGUCGACUGUACAUUGACCAAAAUGGGGAUCUGCACAUAAAUUAUGCCAAGACAACUGAUGCUAGUGAUCCCUUUGGUAUUAAGUGUGGUCUCUCAGGUCGAAGCAGUGCUAACAUUGUUUUCGGGGAUGCAUACAAUCUGUAUGUUACACCAGUAACCCAGAUUCCAGGUCAAGCUCCUGUACUAAAAUGGUUUUCUGCAAAUAUAGUGGCAGAGGUGUCUCACUCAGCUAGACUAGAGUGUGUUUUCAGUGGAUAUGACCCAAUGCAACCAUUACCAACCAUCACUUGGACGUUAGAUGAUGGGACAGUAAUAAGCACUAACCAAAAGUACAAUGUGUCAUCAAAUGGAAGAUCUCUCAUAAUCUACAAGUUAUUGGAACAAGAUGAGAGAAAUUAUUACUGCAAGGCUAAAAAUAACUUUGGAGAGAGUAAUCCUCAUCAAGUUUUUCUUAAUGUUACAAGUAAGCCCAUCUUCUAUGAAAACAAAGCGCCAAGGGAUGUAACAGUUUCUCAAAAUAAAGAUGUGACAAUUCCAUGUGAAGCUAGGUCAGCUUCUGGUGAGGCAACUCCAUCGCCUGCAGUUUGGUAUGUCAAUGGGAGACAAACUGGACAACAUACAAACAGGAACAAAAUUGAUGUCAAGACUAAUUCACUUACAAUCAAAUCAGUCAAAAAACCAGAUGAUAUUAUGUGUGUCUUAUGUAUAGUGUCUAAUUCUAAUGGAGAGAAGAUGGGCGAAGCAUGUGUUAAUGUAAUUUUGCCUAUUGAUUUAACCCAGCAAAUCAAUGUGAAUCAAGAGAUAGAUAUGGGAGAUUCUAUAGAUUUAACAGUCUUAGCGAAAACUGACAUAUCCCAACAACUCAUUUACAAGUGGACACACUUUAGAAACAAAAGUGACCUUGUUGGAGAAGAACCAAAGUUUACCUUCCAUGAUUCUGUGACAAAAGUGGCCUAUAUAAAUACAACUGGGAUGACUGAAGCAGAAUAUGAAUCUCUUCGUGGUGAUUAUGUGGUGAACAUCUCUCACCUCUAUGAUUACAGAAUUGAACGUAUUCAUGUCACACUUAAAGACAAGCCUGCUCCAGAAGAACCAGUGGCAACAGAGGCAGGGUUUGACAUGUGGAUAAUUGGUCUUAUCAUUGGCAUCCUGUUUCUCAUAAUAGUCAUAAUCAUCAUUAUCAUUGUUAUUUGUCGCAAGCAACAAGAAGGAGACUACAAUGUGGACAAAAAAGAAACUAGAGCUGGUUUGGAUCCAGAGAAAGAAUUAAAAGACAAAGGAUUUAAUGAGUUCUCUAGGCCUGCCUUUGAUGAUUAUGACUAUCCUGACAAGAAACCUAAAGUGGACUUGGAAUAUGAUGAUGUACCCAUUGGUGGUGAUGAUGAAAGUCUAGGAGAAUAUGGAGAUGAAGAGGAUACUCACUUUAAUGAGGAUGGUUCUUUUAUUGGAAUUUAUGAUAAGAAAGCACCUCAGAAGCCACCUACACAAACUAGUGAAUCUACUAUUUAAAAAACAUUAAAAUUUAUUUUACAAAUUCUGACUAAUAAAUGUGUUUUUCCUUUUGAAAAUCUCCUAUUCAAUAAUUUUUGAGCUAAGGAAAAAAAUCUGAACCUUGUUUCUAUUUCUAAUCUUACAGGUCACUAAGUAACUUAACUAAACUUAAGCUGUGUUGAAAAACAAAAACCUGGCAUUAUUUUUUUUUAGCCUAGCUUAAUGCAUAGUAGAGACAUUUUAAAUAUGCUGAUCAAAAUUGUUAAAAAAAAAAUUGUACCUUAAAAUUUUUUUUUUUAUAUAUGAGUUGGUCAACUAAAUGUGAUAAAGUUCUUCACAUAUUGAUUUGCAGGUUUCCCUCUAUUGGUUUCUAAUUAGUUUUUGAAGUAAAGAUGUAAUCUGCUGAGGCAGAAUCAUCAACAAAGAUAUACAAGUGCCCUGUUCAAAAACUCAUUCACAUGGUCAACAUUUCAUCUAUUUGGUCUAUAAGUCAAUUCUACAGAACUGAUUUUUAGUUUCAUUAUAUUCUUUUGGAAUUUAAAUUUCAGAGACUUUUUUUUCUUUGAAACUUUUUCUUCUUUUUAUUUCCUGCUGGUUUUAGUAGAAUUUACAAAAUUCAGUUAAAUUGCAUUAAAAAACAUUUAAUUAUUCAGUUGACUUGAUUCUUAAGUAGACUUUGUGAAGACUCGGCUGUAGGAAAAAGCUCAAUGAACAAUUCAAGAUGAUGCAACAUUUCAUUCCUAUUGUUAUACAUUUAUAUUAAAUUUCCAUUUGAUUCUGUUAUUAUAGAACACUAAUUUGAUAAUCUAUAUCAUCAUCUUUGUGUAUAUAUAUGUGUGUACAAAACAUUUACAGCAUCCAAAAAAAAAAAAGGGGUUUUCGUAUAUAUUUAAAAAAAAAAUCUGGACAAAAGUUAGGUUCACAAGUGAUUAAAAAUGAUUCUUAUCAAGUCUUUGAGGUAUUAAAAACAAAAAGACCAUAUACAUUUCAUCCUUGUUGGAAAAAUAAAAUUGUAUUGUAUACUAUUUUUUCAACGACUUAUUUUUUGAAUGACAAUAUUAUGCAAGUUUAUUUUUUUCCUUUACUAUAAAUUGUUGAAGGUUUACAUUUUGAAUGAUUUCUAAUUGUGUAGAGUUGUUUUCUUUCAAUGGCCUUUAUUAAUAUAUACAUUUGUAUUUUAGAUAGAUGAGAUUUCUGCAACUCUUGUAACAUAUUACAAUGCUUGAAAAGAAAUUCUGCUUGAAUUGUUGUUUGUGUAUUCUAAAAUAAAUGUAAAAGAAGUUUAUUAUGAUUCUUGUUAAACAAAAAGUGUUGUUGUUUUUUCAAGGUUGUGAUGAUUUUCUAUCAGAAAAACCAAAACAUUCCUGCAAAAAACAGCUAACAAAUAUGCUUGUUGAAUUUAACUAGGAUGGUAUAUAAUUUAUAAUUCUAUUAGGCAUUUGUCAAUUUAAAAAAAUUAAUUUAUUGUGAGAUAAGUGUUUUUUUUUUAACUUAAAUUUAUGUACAUAAAUGGAAAUAGAUUUAUCUCCGUGUAGAUAUGUAAUUCUCAUCUUGAGACUUUUUUUGAUUAAUGAACAUGGCUCAUGGAACAAUGUAGAUGAUGGAAAUGUUGAUCUUUAGAAAUAAAAAAAAUGAGGAAUUUAGUUCUUUGUUUUUUUAAAGAUCUGUGUAGAAUCCUCAUUAUUUUCAAAAACUUAAAGUUUGCUAGGAAUUACUUGAAAUAUGUACUAAUAAUGUAUCAACUAUGACAAAACCUCAUCUCAUGAAUGCGUAUGAUAAAACAUAAAUACUCAAAUUUAUAAACUUUUUAUGUUUAUUUUAAUAGUUUCUGUAAACCUAAAAACUUAUUGUUAUAUAUAUUCCUGACUUCAGUAUCAUUCCAUGGGCCAUCAUCUCAUUAUUCUUAAAUGAAGAAAUAAAUAAACUAAUAGACUAAAAGCAGGUGAAUCGCCUAUGUUGGUAUCCAAGUGCAAGUUGUGUGUGUGUGUGUAUCCAAGUGUAGUUGUGUAUGUCCAAAUCUUGGGUCUUAUUAAAGUGCAUGCAUGUCUCUUUUUAUAUCAGAAUGUAAAUAUUAGUUUUGAUUGUUGAAGAUUGAAAGAGGAAAUGAUGACAUUUUCCAAUGUAUUUCUCUGAUAUAACAGUUUGUUAUCCAACACCCCACCCUCCCCCAGUUAUAUCAUUUUCUCAUGCCUAGGUCAUUAUACAACCUAGGUCUGAGUUUAUAAUUUUUUUGGCAAGUCAAGUCUAAUUGUAGGCCCUCCAUGUAUAUAGAGAAUUAUUAUUAUUUCACUUUACUGUUUUUUUUUUUAAAUAUAUUUAAAAGUGUCUACAUACAUGUGUGAAAGGUGUUAGACUGGCUUGCCUUUAUUUUUUUUUUUACAUUUUUACAGGAAUUUUGAAGCUACUUGUAAAAAAACAAUGUACAAGUUGUAGGCUAAAAAAUUUGUGUGUGUCUGACACUAGACUAGUUAAUUAUUUGGAAGGUAUGUUUAAACUUAGGUGGGACUUUGUAGACGUGAGCAUUGUAUUUGUUUUUUUUGUUUUUUUAUUUAUUGCUUACAAGAAAUUUUCAAAGAAAACAAGAGACAUAGAAAAAUGUUAGUACUUACUAGACUAGCAUUGAAUUUUCUUCAUAAAUAUGUUAUUUUGUUAUAAAAAUAAUUUGUCUUCAAUUUUGUUUCAACACCAAGCAAUCAAUUAGGAACUAUUGAUAUGCUUGUAUUUUUAGUAUGUGGAAAGACUUGAUUUUUAUUUUUAGUUCAACCAUUACCAACUGAAUGAUUGAGUACAAUGUUCUAAUUUUUACAUUUUGCUAUGUUACUUUGUAUUUUUUCUUUAUUAUUUAACCUGCUUUAUAACAUGGAGGCAACCUCUUGCACAUCUUAUGCCAAUAUAUUUUUAGCAAUAAAAGCUUUAUUAAAUGGG